AUGAAGUCCUUCACUGCCAUCACCCUCCUCAUUGCCGCCGCCAGCGCGCGCACCACCCCAAUCCGCGCCCGCCAGGCCACCGCCGAGGGCUACAUCAUCCUGCCCAGCGAGCUCGCCUCGCACGACGUCAUCGACGGCGACAACGUCUUUGCCGUGGGCACCGCCACGGCGCGCAACGGCGACAUCGAGCUGUCGACCCUGUACUCGAUCACCUUUCCCGCGGCCGUGGCGGGCAAGACGUGCGCCGCCCGCUUCUUUUCCGGCCGCGCCACCGACUCGGUCGUCGGGACCGGCGAGCUCGACUUUUUCUCGACCGGCAUUACCGACCUGGCCGGCCAGGCCAACGGUAACCUGCGCGACCAGGCCCUGGGCCGCAUCGCCUUUGUCCCCGGCCAGAGCGGCGACUUUGUCGUUGACCCCAACGUGCCCUUUGUCUAUGCUGGUGGCUUCCCCUGCCCCGCCGGCCAGACCAUUGUCCUGGAGAGCGCGGCUGUCGGCGAGUUUGAUGUCGUCUCUGUCGGACAGGACUUUGCGGGUUCCUUCAACCCGGCCCAGGGUGUCCCCAACGGUUUGAGCUUUGUUGCCUACUAA
This is a messenger RNA of Pestalotiopsis fici W106-1, 591 nucleotides long. RefSeq lists its product as uncharacterized. The record is from RefSeq and is a predicted model, not a curated record. The coding region runs from base 1 to 591 and encodes 196 amino acids. NCBI's taxonomy places the organism in Eukaryota, Fungi, Ascomycota, Sordariomycetes, Amphisphaeriales, Sporocadaceae. The transcript has a single exon.